Molecule: messenger RNA, 702 nt
Organism: Rosa chinensis
Lineage: Eukaryota; Viridiplantae; Streptophyta; Magnoliopsida; Rosales; Rosaceae
Product: small nuclear ribonucleoprotein E
Exons: 6
Coding region: 120-386 (88 amino acids)
Biological process (GO): spliceosomal snRNP assembly; mRNA splicing, via spliceosome
Cellular component (GO): U1 snRNP; U5 snRNP; precatalytic spliceosome
Molecular function (GO): RNA binding
Source: RefSeq, a predicted model, not a curated record
GGCGGUUUGUUUGUUCCCGAUUCAAUUUGGCAAAAUAGAAAAGAGCUGAGCUCUCUAGGUCUAGGGUUUCAAACUCCCUUCCUAAAACCCCUUUCUGCAACUCAUCGUACUCCGCAGCCAUGGCGAGCACCAAAGUCCAGCGGAUUAUGACACAGCCUAUUAACUUGAUUUUCAGGUUCCUCCAAAGUAAAGCUCGGAUUCAGAUUUGGCUCUUUGAGCAGAAAGACGUCAGGAUUGAAGGCCGCAUUAUUGGAUUUGAUGAGUACAUGAAUCUGGUUCUGGAUGAUGCAGAAGAAGUCAGCAUCAAGAAAAACACCAGGAAGACAUUAGGAAGGAUUCUUCUUAAAGGUGACAACAUUACUCUGAUGAUGAACACGGGGAAAUGAUAUUGCUACAGUAAAUGCAAAAAUCAAGAUCCUUGUGGCGGAAUUUGAUGAAGGUCCAGCUGUUUAGAUUUUCUGCUUUUCUAAAUACAUGUAUUUCGGCAUAUUCACUGCCUUUGAAAGGCUAUCAAUCUAUCUUGUUUGGUUAAUUUCCAGGUAAUAGCCUUCUCAAGGGUAAAACCUUGUAUGUAGCGCUGAACCUAUGAGUAAUCCAAUCAACCAUGUAAAAAUACUUUGCCUUUUUGUUGGAAAGAAGUCAUUUGUGAUCUGUACUUGAUGGAAUCAUGGUUUAUGUAAAAUCCAUGUUUUUUGAAAGACA